Portunus trituberculatus (swimming crab) is the source of this 1469-nucleotide messenger RNA. Its product is annotated as U-scoloptoxin(16)-Er10a-like. The transcript has 3 exons. The record is from RefSeq and is a predicted model, not a curated record. NCBI's taxonomy places the organism in Eukaryota, Metazoa, Arthropoda, Malacostraca, Decapoda, Portunidae. The coding region runs from base 414 to 806 and encodes 130 amino acids.
ACCAUCGCGCGGCAGCUCAGAAGUGCUCGUGGCGUGGCGUGGUGCGCACCUUGACUACCCGUGUGGCGACUCCGGCGUGACCACCACGACUCUUCCUCUCACUCCCUGCGCUCCCUCUAGCAGUUCGUACGUGAAGGAGUGUUGACAUAUCUUCACUUCUCACCUGAAGGAAUACUUUUAACCUGUCACUCUAUUCCCAUUCCUAUUCCCACCUGUCUCUACCUCCCUCUGCCAUUCCCGUCAGUCCGCGGAAUACCCAGCCAACCCUAAACAAGCGCAAGGAGUGCCUCUCAUGUGGUGCCUAGUGAGAGUAAGGACGUGAGCUGCAACUUAGUGCCAGUGCAACCCUCAGAGCCGUGACUAGUGCCAGGGAGCCAGGAAGGAUAACAAGGGGAAGUGAGACUGCGUGUGAGAUGAUGUGCCGUGGUGUGUGGGCGCUGGGUGCGCUGUGGGCGUGGGCGGUGGUGCUGCUGGUGAUGGUGCCUCACGCCCACACUCAGGAGAGGCAUAUUCGCUACGUGAGAGCGGAUGAGCUAAGAGACUACAGUGGGCGAUGCUAUGACGCUGAACGCUGCUCGCUGCGAACCACUGGAGAGACCUGGACGGUGGACAGCACUUGCGAGCAGGCCACGUGCAUGCAGGCCUCUAACGGGACGCUGCUGGAGAAGAGAAUCAGGUGUUCGGAGCUCCUUCCUCUCUUCAACGACAACUGCUACAUCGUGAGGGUGGAGGGCAAAGCGUACCCACACUGCUGCCCGCAACUCUACUGCGACGACAAGCUGGUCUCCUCCUCUCCUCCAUUCUAAUAAGGAGUACCCCAAGUCGCUCUUAAGAACCUCCAGUGUUUUUUGCAUUUUUAAGCCCGGUAUUUCCCCACCAGAUUUUCAGCUAUAAGAGAACGCCGGGCCAUCUAUACCAUAUCCCAAUGCUCACUAGUUAUUGUAUCUUUGUCGUGUCUCUUUCUCUAUUGUGUGAGUGUUGCUAGUUCUGUGCCAUCGUCCGCUGUGUCUCCGCGUUUGACCAGACUCGCUGUUUCUGUGUUGUGGCAGAGAUUAGUGUGUGUUCUGUGUCUUGAGAAGUAAUUGAUACUUUCACACGGAAGUAGAAAUUUGUUAUUUGUGUGGUUGUCAUUGGGAAGUUGGAUUUAUUUUCAUUUUUUUUUUUUUUUUGAGUAUAAAGUUGAAUCCGAAGAUCAAAUGAGUACCUUUCUUUUUUCGCAUUUAUGUUACUGAUACUCGUGUUUCAUUUAGUUUAGCGUGAAAAUCUUGCAUCUGAAAAAAUCUACAUUAUAACUUUUCUUUUGUAAUUACUUUCUUCAGUGCAACACAAAAUAUGACUACUGGUUACCCCAAAACUGAAUCGGCAUUUUUUUUUAUUAUUCUUAAGCUUUUUUUUUUUUUUUUUGGUAGAAACAUCACAAAACUUUAAAAUCAGCUUCGACAAACAAAUUAAAAUCUCGGUAACAAUUU